CUGGAAUGUAGACACAAAUAUAGAACAUACUCCAGAGUCCAGGUUAACUGCUUGGUGAAAAAUUCUCAAGAAAAGUUGCUGUUCUCGCGUGAUAGUGGCAACAAUAAUUGAAAUUAUGCUAUUUAUGGAAGAAGAGGGAAUUUACUUUGGUAGUGUCCGACAGGUUAUGGAUUCAGCUGGUGUAAAAGUGCACAACCGGUGGCAGUGGACAUACGUGGCACUGUAGUUUUUGAUAUUAUUCUCAAGAACAUGUUUCACCGAGUGUUUCACCGUUUGCGUUUAAUGUUUGGGAUUCGUUCGAAAUCACUUUUUGUAGUGUUGUAUUUGGCUGGCGUAGCCCUAAUAUUUUAUAUUGGAUUGUAUUCGGCGAGCAUUGUUAUUGUUGAUAACACUUUUUGUGGAUGUACUAAUACUUGUAUAAACAAAACGCCGAUAACAGAAAAUAAGGAUAAUUUGCUACAAUUCAAAGUAAGCAAUAGAUUAAAUCCUGAGGUUAAGCGCACGAAGGUAUUUUUGCUGAUAAUAAUAUUGACUGGGCCAAGCAAUAUUGAAAGAAGAAAUGCGAUGAGAUUUACUUGGUUGAAUGCGACUAGAUUGACAUCUGUCAGUAAGAGAUUUGUUAUUGGUAUCUAUGAUUUGGACAACAAGACAAAGAUGUCACUUCAACGAGAACAAAAAAUGCAUGGAGACAUGUUGUUCUUGCAAGACUUAAAGGAUGCAUACAACAAGCUCACUAGGAAGUUACUGAGUGCUUUAUUGUGGAUUAAUGAAAAUGUAGAAUCUUCCUUUGUUAUGAAAGUCGAUGAUGAUACAUUUGCUAACUUGUUAGUCAUUGAACAGGAACUGAAAACAAAGUAUUAUGGGAUUGAUAAUUUAUAUUGGGGUUUUCAUCGUGGUAGCGCAAGUGUAAAAAAAAGUGGUCCAUGGGCUGAACCUAAAUGGAUACUUUGUGAUCGAUAUUUACCAUAUGCCCUUGGUGGAGGUUACAUUUUGUCAAUGAAGCUGGUUGAAUACAUUGCUAAUAUCUCAUCAUUCCUUGUACUAUACAAUAGUGAAGAUGUCUCAUUAGGUACUUGGCUCAGUCCAAUUCAGUUAACAAGGGUGCAUGAUCCAAGAUUUGAUACAGAGUCGAUGUCUCGUGGUUGCAAAAAUGCUCACAUUGUCAGUCAUAAGCAAUCUAUAAAAGAUAUGUAUGAUAAAUUUAAUAUGUUGAAAAAUCAUGGAAAGCUUUGCAUGAAGGAAGAGUUUAUCAGGAUGUCCUUUAUUUACUCUUGGAAUGUCCCACCAUCACAAUGUUGUGAAAGGAGAAAGGGCAUUCCUUAACAAUAUUUACUGACCUAAGUCAACAAGUCUAACAAUAUUUACUGACCUAAGCCUAACAGUUCACUUACUGUGACUACAGAUUGUGUAUCUUCACCCUUUACAUAGUGAAACUCUAAAUAAUUAACCUUAAUAAUAUUUUUUGUUCCAGUAUAUAAAUUAAUAGUUCACACUAUUUAUUCUCUGAAUAGCAGUCUUAUCAUUGAAUUAAGAGUAGAAAUAAUGGUAGUGAUAACAAUUAUGCCAUACAUAUCUUACAUAAAAUUAAAAACUGGUUAGUGUGAACAAAAAUCACUUCGUCUUCAACCUUGCUGUACCUUUUCUCCACAGCCCACCCUACAGCAUUAUGGUAUGAUACCAUAGGUUAGGUAUGUAUUUCAUCACGAGCACUAUUGAAACCAGGAAGGGUUGAUAUGCUUACUUUCUUCGCUAAAAAUUGUAAAUAGAUUUAACUUAAAUCUUGUAAAUGUCUACAAAAUUUUUAU
Molecule: messenger RNA, 1805 nt
Organism: Dendronephthya gigantea
Lineage: Eukaryota; Metazoa; Cnidaria; Anthozoa; Malacalcyonacea; Nephtheidae
Product: beta-1,3-galactosyltransferase 6-like
Exons: 2
Coding region: 250-1323 (357 amino acids)
Biological process (GO): glycosaminoglycan biosynthetic process
Cellular component (GO): membrane
Molecular function (GO): UDP-galactosyltransferase activity
Source: RefSeq, a predicted model, not a curated record